Cotesia congregata is the source of this 264-nucleotide messenger RNA. The record is from the annotation of a GenBank genome assembly. NCBI's taxonomy places the organism in Eukaryota, Metazoa, Arthropoda, Insecta, Hymenoptera, Braconidae.
AUGUUAGCGGUUGCUGUUUUUAUCGCAGCCGUAAAAGCAGCAGUGUCUUCAGUCUUGCGACCCAUUUCUAGAAAAACGCCCCCGCGCUUUGUUUGUUUGAUCGACUUUAUGUCUACUCCAGUCUCUAUCGGGUUAACCUUGGUUUUGAUUUCCUUGAGGAGAUCGGCGUACGUUCGCCCUUCAGCUGGUUGGACAAGUACAGCCUUUGUUCUUGUCUUCUUCAUCCUCGGUUUCUUAGAGCCACCCUUACUUGGCUGGUUUUAA